Molecule: messenger RNA, 1590 nt
Organism: Pseudozyma flocculosa PF-1
Lineage: Eukaryota; Fungi; Basidiomycota; Ustilaginomycetes; Ustilaginales; Ustilaginaceae
Exons: 1
Coding region: 1-1590 (529 amino acids)
Biological process (GO): ergosterol biosynthetic process
Cellular component (GO): endoplasmic reticulum membrane
Molecular function (GO): Delta24(24-1) sterol reductase activity
Source: RefSeq, a predicted model, not a curated record
AUGGCCGACUCUGCCGGUCUGCGCACCCGGAGUGCCGCAAAGAGGGAUGCCGCCGCCUCGGCCGCUCCCUCGGCCGCUCAGAAGCAGGCCGCCGUCGAGGACGAGGCAGAGCACCGCGCCAACAAGGACUACGUCCCCAAGCACUCGUACCUCCACGUCGACAUGAAGGACGAGCAGAUCAUGGGCGGCGGAAAGCAGAACACCAUGAUCAAGUACACGCCCGGCAUCGUCAUCACGGAAAAGGGCCGCGAAAAGGACAAGAAGCUCGACGAGCACUACGAGUACGAGUUCGGCGGACCCGUAGGCGUCACGGCCAUGAUGACCCUCUUCCCGCUCCUCAUGUACUACCUCUGGAUCUGCCUCUGGUUCUACGACGGCAAGCUCGUCAUUCCCAACGGCAUCGACGACAUCGGCCCAUUCUUCCAGAGGAUGGGCGCCCACGUCUACCACGACGCCUACCCGACCAAGCGCGCCUUUGCCGGCUACGGCGGCCUGAUGGUCUUCCAGUUCCUCCUCGCCGUCGUCAUGCCCGGCUACUGGCAGGAGGGCCUGCCCGUGCCCUCGCUCAACUACAAGACGCUGAUGUACAAGUGCAACGCCCUCUCGUCGUUCUACGCCACCCUCAUCGUCUGCGCCGGCCUCCACCUGUCGGGCACCUACCGCCUGACGACCAUCAUCGAGCACUUUGGCGAGUACAUGACCGUCUCGAUGAUCGCCGGCUACGCCGUCAGCGCCGCCACCUACUUCCACGCCGUCCUCACCAACCAGGCGCACCGUAUGAGCGGCAACUUUGCCUACGACUUUUUCAUGGGCGCCGCCCUCAACCCGCGCAUCGGCAACGUCGACCUCAAGAUGUGGGCCGAGGUCCGCAUCCCCUGGGUCCUCCUCUUCCUCAUCAGCGUCAGCGGCGCGUGCAAGCAGUACGAGGUCUACGGCUACGUGACGCCCAACAUGGCCUUUAUGGUGCUCGCCACCGGCCUCUACAUCAACGCCUGCGCAAAGGGCGAGGAGUGCAUCCCGCAGACGUGGGACAUGUUCCACGAAAAGUGGGGCUUCAUGGUCAUCUUCUGGAACUUUGCCGGCGUCCCCUUCACCUACUGCUACAGCAUCGUCUACAUGGCCGCCCACCCGCCGCACUACUACAAGUUCAGCACGCCGACCUACGUCUUCAUGUACUCACUGCUCAUCUUUGCCCACUGGGUCUUUGACAGCUCCAUGGCCCAGAAGUCGCGCUUCCGCAUGCACCUCCAGGGCACCUACGCCGUCCGCUGGACCUUCCCGCAGUGGCCCUGGUCGACGCUCGAGAACCCGCGCUACCUGCAGACCGAGCACGGCAACGCCCUCCUCAUCGACGGCUGGUGGCAGUUCCUCCGCAAGCCAAACUACACCGCCGACUGGACCCAGUCGUUCCUGUGGGGCGCCAUUGCCGGCUUCAACUCCGUCAUCCCCUACUACUACUGCCUAUUUUUCCUCGCCGUCCUCACCCACCGCUGCGGCCGCGACUUUGAGCGCUGCGAGCGCAAGUACGGCAAGGACUGGGACAAGUACUGCUCCAUCGUCCGAUACCGCUUCAUCCCCUUUGUGUAUUGA